Alternaria arbusti is the source of this 666-nucleotide messenger RNA. RefSeq lists its product as uncharacterized. The record is from RefSeq and is a predicted model, not a curated record. Bases 1 to 666 code for a protein of 221 amino acids. NCBI's taxonomy places the organism in Eukaryota, Fungi, Ascomycota, Dothideomycetes, Pleosporales, Pleosporaceae. The transcript is spliced from 2 exons.
AUGUCGCCCCCCGAAGAGCAGCAGGAGGACACCAGCCCCAGUAUGAAUCCCGUCAAAGUGCAAGCAGAGAAGCUCGAGACCGAAGUGGAGUUGGAGUUCGAAGAGGAGCUCGAUAACGAAGGCGAGCUCGAGAGUGAAGAGAAGCUCAGUAUUGAAGAGAAGUUGGCGAUUGAAGAAGAGCUCAGGAUCAAGGCCGCGGAACAAGAGCAACUACUGAACGAGAUUCCUUCAAAAAGCACCUACCUCAACGCAACGAACUCGCCUCUACUUCUGCUCCCAGCUGAAAUCAGGAACAUGAUCUUCGCCCUUGCUCUCGAUCACCAAGACAUCAUCACAAUCCGCGGGCGCAUGUACAACAAAGUUCGAUCACCAGUCAAUCUGCUCCGCGUCUGCCGCCAAAUCUGUGCCGAGACUGCGCUACUGCCAUACGAACUCAACUUCUUCGCGGUAUCCAACUGGGGCAAACUUUUGUUGCCAUUCCUUCAGCGACGCAACCAAGCCCAACUUGGUGUUAUGAUCGACAUGGAAGUUCUUCGGACGACAGACCUUGCGGAAUUCGUAAUCUUCGGAAUGGAGUGGUGGGAAUAUGAAGAGAAGUAUAGGUUGGCAGCUGCAAGGAUAUUCAAGUCUAUGAACUCCAAGCUUUUAGCUCAGAAUGAGGAGUAG